Molecule: messenger RNA, 1944 nt
Organism: Rhizopus microsporus ATCC 52813
Lineage: Eukaryota; Fungi; Mucoromycota; Mucoromycetes; Mucorales; Rhizopodaceae
Exons: 1
Coding region: 183-1637 (484 amino acids)
Source: RefSeq, a predicted model, not a curated record
AAUUUCAUCAUAUCAUAUACAUUUAUGAAGUCAUUACAUCUAUUACAGCUUCUACGAUCAGAGAUUACUGAAAUAAAAUCCCCUAUCCCAUCCUUUCAUCUUUCCUCCUUUUUAUUUAACAAUAGGUUGUGAUCAAAAUUCUCGAACUAUUUUUUAUUGUACCAUACUUUACAGCUAAAGCCAUGAAAGAUCAGCAAAGAAAGCAAUUAGAGGAACAACUGCUACAAGAACAUUUGCAAAAACAAAAAGAUAACGCAACUGCCAAGCUUGAGAAGGCUGAGCAGCCCAAGAACGAAAGCACUGAAGAGAGUGAAGAUACUGAUGAAAAUAUUGACUCCGAAGAAAGUGACAAUGAGGAGAUGUAUAAGAUACUUGUUGGUAAAAAAGUAAACAAGUCUGGUUUAGCUAUCGAUAAAAAGUCUGGCAGUGUCAUUGGUCGUCUUGUGGAAGGCAAAGCAAAAAAGCUCGCUGGUAAAAAAAUCCGAGAAAAUGGCGUCAUUACAGACGAAAAAGGAAAUACGAUCGGAAGAGUCGAGCCAGUCGAUCAGGACACAAGUGACGACUCUGAGAGCGAAUCGGGUGACGAAGAGAGUUCUAGCGGGACUGGAGCUAGAGAGUCAAAAGAAACCAAAAGCAAAGGUGUAGAUGAACUUGGUGAUGGUGGAAGGGUUAUAAAACAAAACAAAAGAGAUAUCGAAAAGCCUGAGGAUGACAAUAACAGCAACCAAACUGAGAAGGAUCAAGAAGCUAAAAAAUCAGUCGAUGAAAAUAAAGAUACUGAGAGCAGUACUAAAUUCUCUAACCCAUAUCCGCUCGUUGAUGAACACUCUGCCGAAGUUAAAAAAUCAGGAAAAGUGGUUGAUAAAAAUGACAACAUUGUUGGCAACGUUGAUGGACGAAUAGCACGUAAAUUGGCCGGAAUGAAAGUAGAUAAUGAAGGCAAUAUUGUUAAUCACAAAGGACACAUUGUGGGAAAAGCUGAAAUGAUUAAACAAAAAACAGACAAAGAACACAAGAAGGAAGCCGAAGAGGAAGAAUACAAAAAACUAGCUGAUAACAUGUCAAAUGCAAUCGAACAAUCGCUUGAUAAAAUUAAGCCAGUCUUGAAGAUGAUUACUGAAACGAUCGAGCAUGAAGAAUCAAAACCGGAAAAGGAACGAGAUGAACAAAAAUUGGUUGAUAACGUUAGGCCUUUAAUCGAGCAAGCUUCUAAUAUUCUCAGCGAAGCCCAUGGUGCUAUUAAAGGCCUUGAUCCUACUGGACAAAUAGCCAAAACUGCACAAGCAAAAACUUCUCAAAGAAAGGCGUCCCCAGAAGAGUACCAUCUUGCUGAGCUUUUAUCUCAACUUACUGGUGAAGUGACAACCACCAUCGAUAAAGCAAAAAAGAAAAUCAAAAACAUGCCAUAUGCUAAAAAGCAACUUAGCCCUUUAUGGAAUAUCUUACAAAGUCCUCUGUUACAGAUUCUUUCUGCAGUGGGCCUUUUGCUUGCGGGCGUGCUUGGCCUUGUAGGCAACAUAUUGAAUGGUCUAGGGCUUGGUUCUAUUGUCAAUAGCAUUCUUGGAGGAACUGGUUUGAAUAAGAUACUCGAAGGAUUCGGCCUUGGGGACGCCCUUUGUUUAGGCAGUAAAAAAUAAUCAACUUGGGGUAUUAUUCUGUAUAAAUAUUUUGUUCAUUGAAGUAACUAAAAUAAAGAAGGAAAAUACAUCAGUCUUAAGAGUCUACUAAAAGACCAACUCACGUAAAACUUGUGCAAAAGGUUUAUUAUCACCGUGAUCAUGUAUUUAUUAGCGUAGAACUUUUCAAGGCUUGCCUCAUAUUAUAGAAACCUGUUGCAACGACAUUUUUAUAUUCUUACUACUUGUAUCCAGAUAGAUUUAAUUACUAUUCCGAAAAGGGCCCUCUACGACGUAUAAAUUACAGUUUUGCGACAGUUAAAAAACG